Molecule: messenger RNA, 8945 nt
Organism: Dipodomys spectabilis (banner-tailed kangaroo rat)
Lineage: Eukaryota; Metazoa; Chordata; Mammalia; Rodentia; Heteromyidae
Gene: Ankrd11
Product: ankyrin repeat domain 11
Exons: 13
Coding region: 193-8052 (2619 amino acids)
Biological process (GO): anatomical structure morphogenesis
Cellular component (GO): nucleus
Molecular function (GO): protein binding
Source: RefSeq, a predicted model, not a curated record
AACAAGCAUCCGGCUGGAGUUAGCAUAGCAUCCUCAGCAGCUCUGACUUCCCACCAUGGAAUCGGGCCUCAAAUGUUGCCCAACUUGAUCUUGAACUGGGAUCAAGUGAUCUUCCCACCUCAGUUUCCCAGCAGACAGUUGAUGACGAAGCGAUGGUAGCAUAAAUGAAGAUCAAACGAGGGGAGCAAAACGAUGCCCAAGGGUGGGUGUUCUAAAACACCACAGCAAGAAGACUUUCCUCUCAGCAACGACAUGGUAGAGAAACAAACUGGGAAAAAGGAUAAAGACAAAGUUUCUCUAGCCAAGACCCCAAAACUGGACCGCAGUGAUGGGGGGAAGGAGGUGAGAGAGCGGGCCACCAAGCGGAAGCUGCCCUUCACGGCGGGGGCCAAUGGAGAGCAGAAGGACUCGGACACAGAGAAGCAGGGUCCUGAACGGAAGAGGAUCAAGAAGGAGCCUGUUGCCCGCAAGUCUGGGCUGCUGUUUGGCAUGGGGCUGUCUGGGAUCCGAGCUGGUUACCCCCUCUCUGAGCGCCAGCAAGUGGCUCUCCUCAUGCAGAUGACAGCCGAGGAGUCUGCGAAUAGCCCAGUAGACACAACACCAAAGCACCCCUCCCAGUCUACCGUGUGUCAGAAGGGGACGCCCAACUCUGCCUCAAAAACCAAAGAUAAAGUGAACAAGAGAAACGAGCGAGGAGAGACCCGCUUGCACCGAGCCGCCAUCCGGGGGGAUGCGCGGCGCAUCAAGGAGCUCAUCAGCGAGGGUGCUGACGUCAACGUCAAGGACUUUGCAGGCUGGACAGCGCUACAUGAAGCGUGUAACCGGGGCUACUAUGACAUCGCCAAGCAGCUGCUGGCCGCAGGCGCAGAGGUGAACACCAAGGGCCUGGACGACGACACGCCUUUACACGAUGCCGCCAACAACGGGCACUACAAGGUGGUGAAGUUGUUGCUACGGUACGGAGGAAACCCUCAACAAAGCAACAGGAAAGGCGAGACACCGUUGAAAGUAGCCAACUCUCCAACCAUGGUGAAUCUCCUGCUAGGCAAAGGCACGUACACCUCCAGUGAGGAGAGCUCCACUGAGAGCUCAGAAGAGGAGGAUGCCCCGUCGUUUGCACCUUCUAGCUCGGUUGAUGGCAAUAACACGGACUCUGAGUUUGAGAAAGGCCUGAAGCUCAAGGCUAAGAAUCCCGAGCCACAGAAAACUGUGACCCCUGUCAAGGACGAGUACGAGUUUGAUGAGGAUGAUGAGCAGGACAGGGUUCCCCCCGUGGAUGACAAGCACUUGCUCAAGAAGGACUACAGGAAGGAGGCUAAGUCGAACAGUUUCAUUUCGAUACCCAAAAUGGAAGUGAAGAGUUACACAAAAAAUAACACGCUCGCACCAAAGAAGGCAGCCCAUCGCAUCUUGUCAGACACGUCCGACGAGGAGGGCGUGAGCAUUACUGUGGGGGCUGGAGAGAAGCUGAGGCUUUCGGCGCACACCAUGCUGCCCAGCAGUAAGGCACGAGAGUCUUCCAACUCCAGGCAGCAGAAAGAAAAAAGUAAAGUAAAAAAGAAGCGAAAGAAAGAGGCAAAAGGCAAAGAAGUCCGGUUUGGAAAGAGGACUGAUAAGUUCUGUUCCUCGGGAUCUGAGAGCGAGUCCUCUGAGAGCGAUGAGGAUGAUGGGGACUCUGUGGGGAGCUCGGGCUGCCUCCGGGGGUCCCCGCUAGUGCUGAAGGACCCCUCUCUGUUCAGCUCACUCUCCGCCUCAUCCACCUCAUCUCAUGGCAGCACUGCAGCCCCGAAGCAUAACCCAGGCCACACUGACCAGCACACCAAACACUGGCGCACAGACAAUUGGAAAGCCAUCUCUUCCCCAGCGUGGUCUGAGGUCAGUUCUUUGUCAGACUCCUCAGGAACGGGGCUAACAAGCGAGUCUGACUGCUCCUCGGAGGGCUCCAGUGUGGAGUCACUGAAGCCCACGCGGAGGAAGCAGGAGCACCGCAAGAGGAGCAGUCUGCAGAGCACACAGCCCGAGAAGAGGAGCACCUUCCACCCCAGCACCGAUGGCGCGGUCCCCAAGCUGGACAAAGAAGGCAAGGUGGUCAAAAAACACAAGACAAAACACAGACACAAAAGCAAGGAGAAAGGGCAGUGCUCAGUCAGCCAGGAACUGAAACUGAAAAGCUUUACCUAUGAAUAUGAGGACUCCAAGCAAAAGUCAGAUAAGGCCAUCCUUUUAGAUAAUGACAUUUCUACUGAAAACAAGCUGAAAGUGUUAAAGCACGACCGAGAGCAUUUUAAGAAAGAGGAGAAGCUUGGCAAGAUGAAGUCAGAGGAGAAAGAGUGGCUCUUCAAGGAUGAGAAGGCACUGAAGAGGAUCAAAGACACGAGCAGAGACCUCAGCAGGCCCUUCCGGGAAGAGAAAGACCGCUCCAGUAAAGCAGACAGGGAGAAGUCCGCCAGGGAGGAAAGACUGAGAAAGAAAAGGUCCAAAGACCGACCCUCCAAGUUAGAGAAGAAGAAUGAUAUGAAAGAGGACAGGGUGUCCAAGGAGAAGGUGUUCAAGGAGGAAAAAGAAAAGCUCAAAAAGGAAAAGGUGUACAGGGAAGAGUCCGCUUUUGAUGAAUAUUGUAACAAAAGCCAAUUUCUAGAGAGUGAAGACACCAAAUUCAGUCUUUCUGAUGAUCAGCAAGAAAGGUGGUUUUCCGACCUAUCUGACUCUUCCUUUGACUUUAAAGGGGAAGACAGCUGGGACUCUCCAGCGACAGACUACAGGGACAUCAAGAGUGACUCUGUAGCCAAACUUAUCCUGGAUAGUAAGGAGAGGAAGCGGGACAGCAAAGCCCGGGAAAAGCGGGACUUCAGAGAGACUUUUUUCCGAAAGAAGGACAGGGAGUAUUUGGACAAGAAUUCUGAGAAGAGGAGAGAAACAGAAAAGCAUAAAAGCAUCUCCAGCUAUCUCUCCGAGAAAGACAAGAAGAGAAGGGAGUCUGCUGAAGGCGGGCGAGACCGGAGGGACCCCCUGGAGCGCAGGGACGGGCGCGCCCGGCCUGAGGAGGGGCACAGGGAGGAUCUGAAGGAGUGCGGUUGUGAGAGCUUCAAAGAUAAACCUGACUGCGACUUUGCCAAGAACCUGGAGCCCUGGGAGCGUCCCCAUGCGGUCCGGGAGAAGGAGAGGAAGGAGAAGGCGCGAGCAGAAAAGUACAAAGACAAAUCCAGUGAGAGAGACAGAAAUGAGAAAUCCAGCCUUGAGAAAUGUCAGAAGGACAAGGAGUUUGACCGGUGUUUUAAAGAGAAGAAAGAUGGCAAGGAAAAGCAUAAAGACCUGCACAGCAAAGAUAAAGACAGAAAACUGUCCCUCGAGCAGACAAGAGAGAAGAAGGAGAAGACAUUCUCUGGAAUCACCUCAGAAGACUUCCCUGAAAAAAAAGACGACAAGAAGGGAAAGGAGAAGAGCUGGUAUAUUGCAGACAUAUUCACAGAUGAAAGUGAAGACGACAAAGACGAUUACCUGGCCAGCAGCUUCAAGGUGGCAGAGGCCAGUGACGUGCAGAGGAUGGACAGCCUCCAGGAGAAGGACGAUGGGAGAGAGCCACAUCCCUCCGACAGGCACAGGAAGUCCUCUUCUGACAGGCAGCAUGUGGAGAAGCCACGAGACAAAGAGCCCAAGGAGAAGAAAAAAGACAGAGGAGCUGCUGAAGUGGGGAAGGACAAAAAGGACAAGACUUUUGAGAAGCACAAGGAGAAGAAAGACAAAGAGUGUGUGGAAAAAUAUAAGGACAGGAAAGACAGAUCUUCGGUUGACUCUGCUCAAGAAAAGAAAAACAAACAGAAGCUCCCUGAAAAGGUGGAGAAGAAGCACUCUGCUGAAGACAAGGCCAAGAACAGGCACAAAGAGAAACCAGAGAAGGAGCACUCCCGAGAAAGAAAGGCCUCAAGGAGCGCUGAGAUGGAGAAGAGCCUGCUGGAGAAGCUGGAGGAAGAGGCUCUGCAUGAUUACCGAGAAGACUCCAAUGACAAAAUCAGUGAGGUCUCAUCUGACAGCUUUGCAGACCGGGGCCAGGAGCCUGGCCUGAGCACCCUCCUGGAGGUGUCCUUCUCAGAGCCCCUGCCCGAAGAUAAGGCUAGGGAUAACUCCUGUCUUGCAGAGAAGCUCCGGGAGAAAGAAAGGCACAGACACUCCUCCUCAUCCUCCAAGAAAAGCCAUGAGCGGGAGAAAGCCAAGAAGGAGAAGGCUGAGAAGAAGGAAAAGGGCGAAGACUACAAGGACAGCGGCGGCAGGAAAGACUCCAGCCAGUUCGAAAAGGACUUCUUAGAGUCAGACACCUACGGGAUCACUUACUCCACAAAAGCUGAUGCUGAGGAGGAGCUGGAUAAAACAAUUGAACUAUUUUCUGCUGAAAAGAAAGAAAGAAAUGAUUCUGAAAGGGAAGCUUCCAAGAAAAUAGAAAAGGAACUAAAGCCUUACGGAUCGAGUACUCUCAACAUCCUGAAAGAGAGGAAGAAGAGAGAGAAACACAGGGAGAAGUGGAGGGAGGAGAGGGAGAAACACCGGGACAAGCACGCGGACGGCUUUCUGCGGCACCACAGGGAGGAGCCAAAGCUGGCAGUCAAGGACAAGGACAGCCCCCUGGGCUCCCUCAAGGAGAAGGGCCGGGAGGAGGGCCUGAAGCUCAGCGAGACCAAGCUCAAGGAGAAGCUCAAGGAGAGCACAGAGCGAGAGAAGGGCGACCCCGUGAAGAUGAGCAACGGGAACGACAAGCUUCCGUCCUCCAGGGACACGGGCAAGAAGGAGCCCCGGCCCCGGGAGAAGCUCCUGGGGGACGGCGACCUGAUGAUGACCAGCUUUGAGAGAAUGCUGUCCCAGAAGGACCUGGAGAUCGAGGAGCGGCACAAGCGGCACAAGGAGCGGAUGAGGCAGAUGGAGAAGAUGAGGCACAGGUCUGGAGACCCCAAGCUCAAGGAGAAGACGAAGCCCGUCGAUGAUGGGCGGAAGAAGAGCCUGGACAUUCCUUCCAAGAAACCUCUGGGGCUGGACCCUCCCUUUAAGGACAAAAAGCCGAAGGAGUCAACUCCCAUGUUACCCACCACUGAAAGCAAGCCAACCCCGGGACCAGGUGCAGAGCCCAAGGACUGGCUAGCGGGGCCGUCCCUGAAGGAGGCCCUGCCGGCCUCACCCCGGCCUGAGCAGGGCCGGCCCACCGGGGUGCCCACGCCCACCUCAGUAGUGUCCUGCCCCAGCUACGAGGAGGUGAUGCACACGCCCAGAACCCCCUCCUGCAGUGCAGACGACUACCCCGACCUGGUGUUCGACUGUGCCGACUCCCAGCAUUCCAUGCCUGUCUCCACCGUGUCUGCCAGCGCCUGCUCCCCACCGUUCUUUGACAGGUUCUCCGUGGCCUCCAGCGGGGUUUCAGAGAACCCGGGCCAGACACCCACAAGGCCAGUCUCCACAAACCUGUACCGCUCAAUCUCUGUGGACAUCAGGAGGACCCCUGAGGAGGAAUUCAGCGUUGGGGACAAGCUGUGCAGGCAGCAGAGUGUCCCUGCCGCCUCCAGCUUCGACUCCCCAGUGCAACACUUGCUAGAAGACAAAGCUGCUCUGCCAGCCGUUCCUGCGGAGAAGUUUGCCUGCCUGUCCCCGGGGUACUACUCACCAGACUACGGCGUCCCCUCGCCCAAGACAGACGCCCUGCACUGCCCGCCGGCUGCGGUGGGCAGUGCCACACCACCCCCAGAGGGGGUCUUCUCCAGCCUACCAGCCAAGUACUCUCCGUCCCCCAGGGCUGAGUUGUUGGCCCCUGCCAUCGAAGGAGCCCUGCCCCCCAACCUGGGCCUCCCUCUGGAUGCCACGGAGGACCAGCAGGCCACCGCGGCCAUCAUCCCCCCAGAGCCCAGCUACCUGGAGCCUCUGGACGAGGGCCCCUUCAGUGCCGUCAUCACCGAGGAGCCUGUGGAGUGGACCCACCCUGCCACCGAGCAGGCCCUCUCUGCCACGCUGGUGGCCAGUGCCUCCGAAAACCCUGGCAGCUGGCCCGUGGGCCCCGACCUUCUGCUGAAGUCUCCACAGCAGUUCCCAGAGUCCCCAAAACAUUUCUGCCCCACAGAGUCCCUCCAUGCCACCACCCCAGGGCCCUUCAGUGCUGCAGAGUCCCCGUACCCCGUCUCUCCCGGCUCCUACCCCUUGCCUGCCCCUGAGCCGGGCCUGGAGGAAGUCAAAGAUGAUGGGGAGGGAGCAGUGCCUGCCCCCAUUUCUGCCUCGGAAGGAGCUGCCUAUGCUGCUCCUGCCAGGCUGGGCUCCUUCUUCAGCAACCGCAAGUCUCUACCAGACGGGCCCCUUGACACGGCCCCCGAGCCCCCCUGUGUCCCUGCUGGGGCCCAGGUGGAGGCUCUGGGGCCCCUGGAGAGCACCUUCCUGGACAGUGGUCACAACCUAGCCACUCUGGGCCAGGUGGAGCCGGUGCCCUGGCCCGAUGCUUUCGCCAGCCCCGAGGAGGAGCUGGACUUGGGGCCCUUCUCGCUGCCGGAGCUCCCUCUCCAAGCCAAAGACGCUUCAGACAUGGAGGCGGAAGUUGCGGAGGGCAGUCCUGCUCCUCCAGACGAGAGCCCUCCAGGGGCUCCCGGGGUUCUCGGUGGUGGGGUCUCUGCAUUAGCGGCCGAGGAGCAGGCAGCACCCCCUCCUGAGCAGGCAUCCCCUCAGCCCCCGGCUGAGCCAGAGCCCGCAGAAGGCCCAAAGCCAGAUGCCGCUCUGGAAGCCACCACAGAGGCAGAAGUCCUGGUGGGUAAGAGGGCCCCGGAGGACUUGGAGUCCAGCUUGGGGCCUGUGUCUGGACCCCCUGAACAGUGUCCCCUAGCAGGUGGAGAUGAAAGCAAGGUGGAAGACCCUUGCGCCACUCCCCACUGUACCCCUGAGGGCCCUGCCGCGGAGCAGGAGACACCAGCCCAGGACGGUGCUGAGGUGGCGGGUGCGACGCCCCCAGCGGACGGGACCCUAGGCGGCGUCCCACCGGAAGCCGCAGACCCAGAGCCCAAGCCCUCGGCCGGAGCACCGAAGGCCCCCAAGGUAGAGGAAGUCCCGCAGCGCAUGACCCGGAACCGGGCCCAGAUGCUGGCCAGCCAGAACAAGCAGAGCACGCCCCCGACAGAGAAGGAGCCCGCCCCGGCCCCGGCCUCCAGAGCCAAGGGCCGCACCUCUGAGGAGGAAGACGCCCACGCCCAGCACCCCCGCAAGCGCCGUUUCCAGCGCUCCAGCCAGCAGCUCCAGCAGCAGCUGAACACGUCCACCCAGCAGACUCGGGAGGUGAUCCAGCAGACGCUGGCCGCCAUCGUGGAUGCCAUCAAGCUGGACGCCAUCGAGCCCUACCACAGUGACAGGUCCAACCCCUACUUUGAGUACCUUCAGAUCAGAAAGAAGAUUGAGGAGAAGCGGAAGAUCCUCUGCUGCAUCACCCCACAGGCGCCCCAGUGCUACGCUGAGUAUGUCACCUACACGGGCUCCUACCUCCUGGACGGCAAGCCCCUCAGCAAGCUGCACAUCCCUGUGAUUGCACCCCCGCCCUCCCUGGCGGAGCCCCUAAAGGAGCUGUUCAAGCAGCAAGAGGCCGUGCGGGGGAAGCUGCGGCUGCAGCACAGCAUCGAGCGGGAGAAGCUGAUUGUGUCUUGUGAGCAGGAGAUCCUACGGGUUCACUGCCGGGCAGCCAGAACCAUCGCCAACCAGGCUGUACCCUUCAGUGCGUGCACGAUGCUGCUGGACUCAGAAGUGUACAACAUGCCUCUGGAGAGCCAGGGCGACGAGAAUAAGUCCGUACGCGAUCGCUUCAAUGCUCGUCAGUUCAUCUCCUGGCUGCAGGACGUGGAUGACAAGUAUGACCGCAUGAAGACAUGCCUCCUGAUGCGGCAACAGCAUGAGGCGGCAGCCCUCAAUGCCGUGCAAAGGAUGGAGUGGCAGCUGAAGGCCCAGGAGCUGGACCCUGCUGGACACAAGUCCCUGUGCGUGAAUGAGGUGCCCUCCUUCUACGUGCCCAUGGUGGACGUUAACGACGACUUCGUCCUGCUGCCGGCGUGAUACCUCCCAAAGGCUGCAGUCCAUAGACAGGGGCCACACAGUCGCCCCGUGCUGCCGUGGAGUCCCGGCGGUGGUGGUGGUGGUGGCGGCGGCGGCGGCAGCGGCGGCGGUAGAGGCAGAGAGGAGGAGGGAGCUCCACAUCCUCCAGGAGGGAGGAGUCCAGAGACCGUCCUGUCCGCAUGUCCCCCUUCCAGACUGGCCUCGGUGCCAGGGGUGCAGAAUGUGUGUCUCUACCAGCUGCCAUGGGAGCACAAGGCCAGCUCUCCACACAGCCGCGCCGCAGGAAGAGGAGGCCUGGGCACCGGCAGCUCUCCCAAGCACCGCGCCCUCUGCCUCUUCUAGCCAACUGCAGGGCACCUGAGGAGUUGUGUCACAGUGUGUUUUUAAAUUCCUCGUUCCAUUCUGAUCAACUACAGGAAAUGAACUAAACUGAGGUGUCCACCUCACACAGUGACCUCCAGGUCGGAGGGGCAGGAGAACGCCAUCCCAUGGAGGUCCUCGGGGCAGGCUGGGACACUGGGGUGCUGCUGGUGCCUGCCAGGGCCGGCUGCCACCUGCCCAGCCGAAGAGGGACACAGCCAGGACUCUCCAAUAGUGUUUUUAAUGGAGUCAAAUCCACGUGGUUUGUAUAUUUUUUCCUUUAAUCUUGGGCAUUUUGUUUCUCUUUCUGAGAACGUAACUUGAAACACUACAGAGCCAAUAGUCCUAUAAAGAGUGUAUCUGCAAACGCUGUACAGUUUUAUAUACAUUCACAAUGUACUUUUGCUGCCUUCUAGAUAAUUUAUUUUGCAACACAUUACUGCACAGUUGUAAAUAACUUAUGUACUGUAACAUCACUUUCAGUUAUGUGUAAAGAAAUAAAUAAAUUAAUUAAAAUGUUCUUUGUACAUGCA